CCAUAACAAAGUCAGGGAAGACCUCGCGGGCCGUUAUCUCUGUGAACCAUACGGUCCAGUAUGAAACUCCUGUUUGUCCUCUUUCUGAAAGCUUUUGUUGCUAGCGCAAUACAGUGCCCGGGGGGCUGGGCACCUCACGCCUCGUCGUGUUAUGCGUUUGAGACGUCAGCACGUGAACACUGGGCGAUGGCUUCGUAUUUUUGUAGCCUUCACGAGGCUUAUUUGGUGGAAAUAAACUCAGCAACAGAAAAUGAUUUUCUUAUCAAGCACUUGACUGCCAUGGGAGUUAAUGCCGAUUUCUGGAUUGGUCUAACGGACGAUUCUAUGGAGGGUACAUGGGAAUGGCUUCCAGCAGGGGCCAACCCCGGAUACACUGCCUGGGCCCCUGGGCAGCCAGAUAAUGGUCAUAACGAGGACUGUGCCCUGCUGUCUCACUCUAGGAACUAUCUGUGGAACGACGACCAGUGCGACAAUUCUCACUACUUCAUUUGUGAGAAAGAAGCGAAUAAUGGAAAUUCGAUAAUUAUUGGAUAACUGGGAUUGUGGAUAAUGAGGCAAGACCCAUAUGGCCGAAAACGAAAUGUUAUAAAUUAAAUUUAUUUAAAACUGAUGUCAUUUUCGCAAAGCCAAUAAAUAUGAAGCAUACUUGAAUAGAACUUUUGCAUGAU
This is a messenger RNA of Magallana angulata, 668 nucleotides long. RefSeq names its product perlucin-like. The record is from RefSeq and is a predicted model, not a curated record. The coding region runs from base 61 to 534 and encodes 157 amino acids. Lineage: Eukaryota; Metazoa; Mollusca; Bivalvia; Ostreida; Ostreidae. Gene Ontology annotation, molecular function: signaling receptor activity. The transcript has 5 exons.